AUGACGGAAUGCAUCAUAACUGACAUUGAUAAUAAUACAAAAUUAAUAAGAGUACAUUGGAUAUUGUUGAACUUAUUGUUAGAGGAUAAGGGAAAGAAGGACUCUCAAAAAGGUUAUAUAAC
Molecule: messenger RNA, 122 nt
Organism: Scutellospora calospora
Lineage: Eukaryota; Fungi; Glomeromycota; Glomeromycetes; Diversisporales; Gigasporaceae
Source: the annotation of a GenBank genome assembly